UCUCCACGUUUAGGCAAACACACAAAGUAGACAAACGCGAGUCGAUGAAAUGCGGUUAACGUGGUCUGAGUAGCGUGGAGGACUGAACAAUCGUGGAGGCCGAAACUUGUGUGCCGGCUUGCGUGAAUGUGCUUGUAAGAGAUCUUUCUAGGCGAGAGCGUUAGACUGGUGACUGAAGUCAAGCUCGCGACUAAAACUGCGCUCGUAAGUGCUACCGACAGCGAUGUCGGCGUGUGUUGAGGACGUGGCCCGGCUUUCUUUGAAUGACUGCGGCGAUCAAGCGAACACAAAAGCUGCUGAUGAAGACGUGGUGAAUCCGUGGAAUGUGGUCAGUGCGUCGGCGACUGGCAUCGACUAUGACAAGCUGAUCGUGAAGUUCGGCUCGUCGAAGGUGACGCAAGACCUCGUGGACAGGAUUGAGAGCCUUACGGGGAAGAAAGCGCACCACUUCCUUCGGAGAGGUGUUUUCUUUUCGCACAGGGAACUGAAUGAGAUUCUAAACGCAUAUGAGCAAAAGAAGCCAUUCUACCUCUACACAGGGAGGGGCCCGUCUUCCGAUGCCCUGCACAUUGGUCACCUGAUCCCUUUCAUCUUUACCAAGUGGCUUCAGGACACCUUCGAUGUGCCUCUGGUAAUCCAGCUCACUGAUGACGAGAAGUUUUUAUGGAAAGACAUGACGGUGGAGGAGACGGAGAAGAUGGCCCAUGAAAACAUGCGAGACAUCAUCGCCUGUGGCUUUGACCCCGCGAAGACAUUCAUCUUCACAGACUUUCAGUUCGUGGGGAGGUGCCCCGAGUUCUACAAGAACAUUGUGAGGAUACGGCGAGGUGUCACCUUCAACCAGGUCAAAGGAAUCUUUGGUUUCGGUGACAGCGACUCCAUCGGCAAGAUUAGCUUCCCGGCUGUCCAGGCUGCGCCAGCACUGAGUUCAUCCUUUCCAUUCAUCUUUGGAGAGAAGAACCGUGUUCCAUGCCUCAUUCCUUGUGGAAUCGACCAGGAUCCUUAUUUCCGGAUGACGCGGGAUGUGGCACCCAAGCUGGGCUUCCCCAAGCCUGCCCUGCUGCACUCGGUGUUUUUCCCGGCACUGCAGGGGGCACAGAGCAAGAUGAGUGCCAGUGACCCCAACUCAUCAAUAUUCCUCACCGACACCCCUGCCCAGAUCAAGAACAAGAUCAACAAGUAUGCCUUUUCUGGAGGUGGUGCAACCAUUGAGGAACACAAGGAGAAAGGAGGCAACUGCGAUGUGGACAUAUCGUACCAGUAUCUCCGCUUCUUCCUCGAUGAUGACGAAAAGCUGGAGCAGAUUCGCAAGGAUUACACAAGUGGAGAGCUGUUGACGGGCUACCUGAAGAAGGAAUUGAUCGGCAUCCUGCAGAAGAUCAUUGCUGACCACCAAACAGCCAGGAAAGCUGUCACCGAUGAUGUCAUAGCCAAGUUUACAACUCCAAGGCCACUAGAAGUCAAGCGUCUAUGUUAGAUGCCUUGCUGUACAGUGUGCAUUCUCCAACUUAAGUUGCGGUGAUUACCUCCCAUAUGCAGGGAGUUUAUGUGGGUUGCAAUUGCGUAUUGUAAUGCAAACUUUUUCGUAAGAAUUAUUAGAUGAUGCCAGUGCACAGCGGCUUUUGUUUUUAUUUGCUGCUUUGAGGAGUGCCUUGGUGGAGCAACUCCAUUUUGACUCCAGUGCGAGCAUGUGACCAGAUUGGGUCACUUUGAAAGCAUUAAGAAUUAAGGUGUGGAAAUGGGAAGCAUGAUUAUGUGACAUCUGGUGCAUACUGUAGUAACAUUUCUGUAAGAAUUUCAAGUUUAUGCCAAAGAAUAUUCACCUUUUCGUUUCAUUUGCUGCAGAGUAAAAAGGGACUUGGCAGGAAAACUUUAUUUUUACUCCAGUGAGAACAGUUAACCAGAUAAGGUCACUUAGAAAGAAUGAAAAUUAAGACUGAGAAGUGGGAUGAAGCACUUGUCAAUUGGUGCAUUGCAAUGUGACACUUGUGUAAAAAUUUUCGGUUUAUGCCAAAGCUGUCUCCUUUAUUUUGUUUGCCGUAGAAUAAAGGGAUAGCUUGUGGAGAAGCUACCGUAUUUACACGAUUGUAAGUCGACUCGAAUGUAGGUCGACCCCCCCCCCCCCCCCCCAAAUUGCUUGCCUCAAAAAAAAGGGGGGGGGGAGAAAAACCACGCUAGUGCAUUCGCACAAGGGAAAUUUAUUGACGGGGUUGCUAAGACUACUCAUCGUCACUAGAGUCGACCUCACUGGCACUGCUGCCGUCAGAGCUGUUGCGGUCCCACAGCACGUCGUCAUCAAGUGCAAGUCCACACUUCGCGAACGACCGCACCACGACAUCGCGAGGUACAGCUGCCCACGCAGAGAGGACCCACCCGCACACAGUAGCCAGGGAGGCCAAAUUUCCUCGUGCUGAAGCCGCCACUGCCGCACCACACGUUCACUGACUCCAAACUUGCGUCCCGCUGCGCAGUUGUUAGUUUCCUCGGCAUGGAGGAUAGCAGCCCGUUUGAACGCUGCUGUGAACGAGCGGCAAAAGUUCUUGGCACUCAUGACAGGCGCGACGAUUCAGCACAACAGCAGAAGGGACGGAUGCGCGCGGCCGUCGAAAACAAUCGUAUCUCAAAGAAAAGCUCUUCCGCCAACUACUAAUACCCCCCAAACAACGGCUCAUCCGCCAACUACCAUACCCCCCUAACUGACGGCUCUUCCGCCAACUACCAAUACCCCCCAAACGGCGGCUCUUCUGCCAACUACCAAUACCCCCCAAACAGCGGCUCUUCCAUGAUCGAUGCUCCCACAAGAGCCGGCUCUUGUGGGAGCUGUGCGGCUCUUUUGAUUGCUCGUGGUGCGCGCAAUCAAAAUGUAUGCAAUACGGUAAAUUAAUACGCUACGCUUCUACCGUAACCAUGGAAACGUAGGUGCAAGGUUGUAACCAUGCCGUAGCGCCCCUGAUUUCCCGUUUCUCUUGCCGCUACUAGCGGUACACGGUUCGGUUUCGAUUCUAAGUCGACCCCCCAACAUUGGAUUGUCAAAUUUGAAAAAAUGGGUCGACCUACAAUUGUGUAAAUACGGUACCUUUUUACUUCAGGCUGAGCUGACAACAGGAUAGAAUCAUUGGAAAUCAUGAAUUAAGACUUCGAAGUAGGAAGCAUAAUUUAGUAGCAUUUGGUGCAUUGUAAUGAGGCAAUUUGUGUAAGAAUUUUUGGUUUAUACCAAAGUACAAUCUUUUUUCUUUUUGUUUGCCACAAUGUAAGGGGAAUCGAUUUCACAGAGGAACUUUAUUUUGAAUCCCAUUUCGCCAGGCGACCAAUUGAAAUCUCUUACUUGGAAAUCAUGACGAAUUGAAACAUAGAAAUGCAAAGCAUGAUGAAAUGGCAUUUAGUGCAUGAUCACAGUUUUGUAAAAGUCUUUGGUUUAUGCCAAAACACUAUCUCUUUUUGUUUAUCAUGAAGCAGAGAUACUCCAUUUUGAUUACAAUCAGGGAACCAGAUAAGGUCACUUGAAAAAUGUGAUGAACUAAGGCCCAGAAGUGGGCAGCAGGAUGUGACACCAGGCGGCAUGGAACUGAAACGGGCACCAAGCUGUUUGAUUGUUAUGGGAACCUUGGUAAAAGUACAGUUGCCUUUUCUUUCAUCAAAUGGUGCUAGCACGUGACGGCCUCCCAGUGACUCAGUAUGUUUUUGAUGUCAGGUACUGCAAGAUAGUGGAUUUUCUCUUCUGAAAUGUUUCUUUUCCAGUGCAUCCUGUGCAAUGAAAUGUGCACAGUUGGAUGCUGCAGAUUUACAAGCGUUAACUUUUUUGUAAUUGCAAUUGAAUGAUGUGCUGGGGGUACUGUGCUUUCAGUGUCUGUGGAGAAACAUUUUUGUCUUGCACGGGAGCACUGCCUUCCAAGUCAACAGCUUGCUGAAAAAGAAGUGUUUGAAUGAGGCUCGAUAAAUAAAAGCACUUUUUUAAUGCGCCAA
This is a messenger RNA of Dermacentor silvarum, 3963 nucleotides long. RefSeq names its product tryptophan--tRNA ligase, cytoplasmic (gene TrpRS). The transcript has 8 exons. Gene Ontology annotation, cellular component: cytoplasm. The record is from RefSeq and is a predicted model, not a curated record. Gene Ontology annotation, biological process: tryptophanyl-tRNA aminoacylation. The coding region runs from base 224 to 1477 and encodes 417 amino acids. Gene Ontology annotation, molecular function: tryptophan-tRNA ligase activity; ATP binding. Lineage: Eukaryota; Metazoa; Arthropoda; Arachnida; Ixodida; Ixodidae.